Messenger RNA from Cylas formicarius (sweet potato weevil), 3507 nucleotides. RefSeq names its product ATP-dependent Clp protease ATP-binding subunit clpX-like, mitochondrial (gene ClpX). The record is from RefSeq and is a predicted model, not a curated record. Gene Ontology annotation, cellular component: mitochondrial matrix. NCBI's taxonomy places the organism in Eukaryota, Metazoa, Arthropoda, Insecta, Coleoptera, Brentidae. Gene Ontology annotation, biological process: protein catabolic process; proteolysis. The transcript is spliced from 9 exons. Gene Ontology annotation, molecular function: ATP binding; protein dimerization activity; zinc ion binding. The coding region runs from base 305 to 2077 and encodes 590 amino acids.
GUCAUCUGUCAAACCCUUCGAAAAUAAACAGUAAUCAGUUAGAACAGACUGCUUUACAAUCUAUCCGGGCCGUUUUCGUCAAAAUUCCAGUGUCUUUUUGCAAAAUACAUCAAUCCCAAAGUUUCAAGCCACGUCUCAAGGACAUAAACCAAAUAUAAUCGCUAUCGGUCGGAUGUUUAAUCGUGUCGUUUUGGUUGCGUCACGUCAUUAUAGACCUUGAUUGCUUUUUGAAGGUCUUGGGUUCAAAAAAAUCGUAAAUUAUUUUAUUAUUAUUUCGAUAUUUGCUGUUUUUUUUUUAUAAAAAAUGUCAAGUGUUAGAUGCUCCUUCACCGCCGCUGGGAAGUACGCGCUGGCUGCCAGGAAUGGCAAGCUACAACAAGGUGUCCUAUCGACAAUCUACGCCAAACAACCCGGUCAACAAAAUAAAACGCUUUGGACGAGCAUAGUUUUGUUGAAAACGAUUGGCGCAGGCGACCCACCACCCACCGGCUCCACUCCUCCGCCCCGCGACACAUCGGCAGGCGGCGGAAACGGGAAAAACAAAAACACCCUUUCUUGUCCCAAGUGCGGAGAUCCCUGCACCCACGUGGAGACUUUUGUCAGUUCUACGAGGUUCGUCAAGUGCGAGAAAUGCCAUCAUUUUUUCGUUGUCCUGAGCGAGGUGGACAGCAAAAAGAAGGAGGGCGUGGACGCGAAGAACGGCCACUACCGUAAGCCGCCGCCCCCGCCGAAAAAGAUAUACGAUUACCUAAAUAGGCACGUGGUCGGGCAGGAGUACGCGAAAAAGGUAUUAUCGGUGGCGGUGUACAACCACUACAAACGGAUCUACAACAAUGCUCCGAGCCAGGCGAGCGGCGGCUCCCAGCGUCAGGACAUGGCCAUCAUGGAGCAGGGUCCGCACAGCGUCACCCACAGGGACCCGCUUCAAAUCGCAGGAAUCGGCGCGAUGGGCGUGAACUUCGGGCCCGUGGAGGCUCCGCCCUCCUCCCGAACUACGACGUCCGCGUCCGCCGCUGGCUCCGAUAUCCUCGACAAGACGAACCACGAGCUGAAGCUGGAGAAGAGUAAUAUUUUGCUGCUCGGCCCCACGGGAUCAGGGAAGACGCUCCUGGCGCAAACCAUAGCCCAGUGCCUCGAUGUGCCGUUCGCGAUCUGCGACUGCACCACCCUUACCCAGGCUGGCUACGUCGGGGAGGACAUCGAGUCAGUCAUCGGCAAGCUGCUCCAAGACGCCGGCUACAGCGUUGACAAGGCGCAGAUCGGGAUCGUGUUCUUGGACGAGGUGGACAAGAUCGGCGCUGUGCCGGGCAUCCAUCAGCUACGGGACGUCGGCGGCGAGGGCGUGCAGCAAGGCAUGCUGAAGAUGCUGGAGGGCACCAUCGUGAACGUGCCGGAAAGGAAUUCCCCCCGGAAGCUAAGGGGCGAAACUAUCCAAGUGGACACGACCAACAUUCUCUUCGUGGCGAGCGGCGCCUACAACGGGCUGGAGAGGCUGAUACAGCGGCGUAACAACGAAAACUAUUUGGGCUUCGGCGCGCCGGCAACCACCAGCAAGGGCAGGAGGGCCGUGGCUCAGGAAGCGACCCUGCACCAGUCGUCACAGACCGCUGAGGAGGAGAACGCGGAGCGGGACGCCGCCUUGAAACAGGUUCAGGCGAGGGACUUGAUCGAUUUCGGUAUGAUACCGGAGUUUGUGGGUAGGUUCCCGGUUCUGGUACCUUUCCAUAGCCUGAACCAGGGCAUGUUGGUCAGAAUACUGACCGAACCGAAGAACGCGCUGAUCCCGCAGUACCAGCGGUUGUUGGCGAUGGACCAGUGCCAGUUGUCGUUUACCGAGGAAGCGCUUGGCUCGAUCGCUUCCCUCGCGAUGGAGCGGAAGACCGGCGCAAGAGGUCUGAGGGCGAUCAUGGAAACGCUGCUGCUGGAGCCGAUGUUCGAGGUGCCCGGCACCGGUAUCAGCGAAGUACACAUCACCGAGGACUGCGUCAAGGGCGCGUGCGGCCCGACGUACGUCCGCACCUCACCGGAAACGUCCGAAGAAGACGACCUCGGCGAUUCGAUACGCCUGAAGCAGUGACGGAAGUGGAAGUCGACUUGACGUUACCGCGACGUGUUAACGAUCCCGGGCGGUGGGGAGAGGAGGCGUGCCUAGAGAUUGCCGGUUACGCGCGGGUGAACCGCAGUGCCGUAACGGAUUAUUAUUAUGCACAUUGAAUUAGGAAAUUAUGUGAUUUUAACGUUUUUAAGAGCGAGCGACUGUCAUCGAACAAGGUGUAAAUAUUAGAGCUUUAUUUAGGGCGCGGGGAGGGGGGUAUCGGAAUUAAAGAUUGGACCUCCGAUUCUUUUGGUAUUAUUUUUAUAUCAGAUGUUCAUAGCGUCCGAGAUUAUGUAGAAGAAAUAAUAUAUGAUUUUUUGAUGGGCUAUGCCGUGCAGCGUAUCCCGCAGCGGACUACGAAUUGUUUCGGGGUCCGUGUCUAUAUGGAUCGUUUACAGGAAACGUAGAAUAAAGUUUGUUUUCGAAAAUUAAAAAAGAGUUAUUACAUAAAUUUCGUAAUGCUCGGUGUUUGCAAGUGACGUCAGAACACUUUUUUCACCUAAUUUGUGGCCUUUAACCGUAAACUACAGACAGCGAAUAAUAGAUAAAAAUAAGUCAAAACUUAGGGGAAAUUCGCACAUAGCUGAAAAUUGACAGAUACGUUAAAUAUACCAUUAUACAGUAUAAUGGCAUAUUAUACAUGAAAUGUUAAAAAUCGUGACUGUCCAAAAUAUGUACAUUUAUAUCGGCAUUAUUUGUAAGAUACUGAAUAAAUGUGCCAGUUUCUGGUGUCAAAAUGCGCGGUGGAUGAUGCGGAACUCCUGCUGUUUCAUACAUUAUGUAAAAUAUGAAUGUUCUAAUAGUUGAAACCGCGAUAUCUCUGCCAGUUUUUAGCUCAAUGCGAAUUUUGGCUAGGUCAAAUGUUGCGUCAAAUUUUCUGCUCCUACUUCGACUAGUUCAAUUUUUCAACGCAGGUGGAGGUCGGGUCGACUGUAUAAAACCACCAAAGCGUGUAUAUUCUGUGAUUAUUUAUUUGUCAAAAUUUUGGAGACGCCCGACGUUGACACGUUUUAUCACGCCAUGUCGCACGCGAUGGAUAAAACUUUUUCGGCCGUGUAAGUAGUAGCCAGAUUCCUCGAAAUUUUGAAUGUGUUCGGAAUUUUCCCGCGCAGCAAUGAAAAUAUAAUGAAAUUAUUGCCGCCGCGGGCUGUAGAGCUGCAAGCCUCGAAAGCCGUCAGUUUAAAUUCGCAUUACAUGACGAUGGGGGCGGAGCUCGAGUCCUUGCAGGAACUCGGUUUGCGGGAGCGAAAGGGCCGACUCGAGGCUCUGUUCGUCGACGAUUUUCUAAGAGAACGAAUGGAACUGGACGAAGUCGACUUGGGGUACAUCAAUACGCAACCGUGACAGGGUUGACGAUACAAAUUUUUAAAAAAUCUCGAUCACUUGUAAAUUUCUUAUUCAAUAAAACUGUU